Molecule: messenger RNA, 3906 nt
Organism: Lytechinus pictus (painted urchin)
Lineage: Eukaryota; Metazoa; Echinodermata; Echinoidea; Temnopleuroida; Toxopneustidae
Product: dynein axonemal assembly factor 4-like
Exons: 10
Coding region: 82-1257 (391 amino acids)
Biological process (GO): inner dynein arm assembly; outer dynein arm assembly; cilium movement
Molecular function (GO): protein binding
Source: RefSeq, a predicted model, not a curated record
UUACCGUUGCCACGAAACAGGUCCCACAGAUCUCUUGAACAUGCCCACUAGAAGUAGAAGUCCUGUCAAAACGUUAUCAAAAUGCCUAUCGCCAUCAAAGAUUACACUUGGGAGGAAUCGGAGAUUGAUGUUCACGUCACGGUCCCCAUCAAAGGAAACAAUUCAUCAAAGGCAGAUUUGUUUUCAAGUGAUGAGUACAUCAAGGUAAACAGUCCACCAUACCUCUUUGAGGUGUUCCUUUAUGCUGGAGUAGACGACAGUAAGAGUGUAGCUCAGCUUGGAGAUGGGGUCAUCGUCUUCAAACUCUUCAAAAAAGAACCAGGAAUAUGGGGUCAACUCUCAUCCUCGGCUCAAGGUGACAAAGACGUAAUGAAAGCCAAAAGAGACGAUGCGGUGACAGAGAAACAUAGAAGAAUCGAGGAAGAAAUGGAAGAGAAGAGAAGAAAGAAGCGAGAGAAAGAGAAACUGGCAUUGAAUGAACAGAUGAGGCUUGAGAAUGCAGAGAAGGAGAAGAUUUAUGAGACAAAGCAGGCUGAGAUCAAACAAGCGACAGAGGAGAUUGAGGAAUUCAAGAGGAAACACCAACAGAGUGGUGAUCCUACUCACAGACACGAUGAUGGCGACGAUGAGCACGAAGAAGACGACGAGGAGAUCACUCAUUCACCUGAAGAUAAGAAAGCUAUGAUAGACAAGCUGCCACCACCGAGAACCCGUCAGAACAUCCCCGUCACGUUUACACCCCGUGUCUUCCCCACUCCGAUGAGAGAAUCCAGAGUACACGAAGAAGAUGAGUGGUUGAGGAAACAAGCCGAAGCAAGACGAAUGCCAGAGAUCGAUGAUGAAGAUCUUUCUCCAGAACAGAGGGAUCCAUUCUGGUUAAAAGAUAAAGGAGACUCAUUCUUCAAGGGAGGUAACUUCCAGGCAGCCAUCAAUGCUUAUAACACAGCAAUCAGGUUGAAUGGAAAAGUACCUGCUUUUUAUUCAAACAGAGGAGCUUGCCAUCUGAAACUGAGGAACUUCAUUAAAUGUGUUGAAGAUUGCUCAAAGGCUAUUGAAUUACUUACUCCACCUGUACCAGCUAAUGCCUCUUCUCGCCUCAGAGCUCAUACAAGAAGGGGCACAGCAUUCUGUGAACUAGAGCUCUACGCCGAAGGUCUUCAAGAUUAUGAAGCUGCUUUGAAGAUAGAACCUAAGAAUGAACAGCUCAGACAAGAUGCAGAGAGAAUCAGACAUGUCAUCCAGGGUACUAUGACCUAGGGUAACCUUUGACCCAGACGAGAGGUCAUGCUAUUUAUUGUUGAUGCUGAGAUGAUCUGAUGUGUCAUCUAGGUUACGAUGACAUAAGCUAACCUUUGCCCGCAACAAGAGGUCAUGCUAUUUAUUGUUGAUUCAGUAGAUCAGACAUGUCAUCUGGGAUACUACGAACUAAGGUAACCUUUGACCCCAAAAAGAGGUCAUGCUAUUCAUUCUUGAUGCAGAGAGGUUGAAACGUGUCAUCCAGGUUACGGUGACCUAAGCUAACCUUUGACCACAACAAGAGGUCAUGCUAUUUAUUGCUGAUACAGAGAGGAUCGGACAUGUAUAUCAUCUAAGAUACUACAACCUAAGGCAACCUUUGACCCAACAAGAGGUCAUGCUAUUCAUUUUUGAUGCAGAGGGGAUCAAACAUGUUGUCCAGGCUACUAUGACCUAAGCUAACCUUUGACCACAACAAGAGGUCAUGGCUAUUUAUUUUUGAUGCAGAGAGGAUCAAACAUGUUGUCCAGGCUACUAGGACCUACAUGUACAUGUACAUGUAAGGUAACCUUUGAUCCAACAAGAGGUCAUGUUAUUUAUUGUUAAUGCAUAGAGGAUCAGACAUGUCCAGGCUUCUAUGACCUAAGCUUAUCUGUGACCCAACAAGAGGUCAUGCUUUUCAUUAUUGAUGCAGUGAGGUUCGAACCUCUUUUCCAGGCUACUUUGACCUAGGGUAACCUUUUACCCCAAUAAGAUGCAGAGAGGAUCAGACAUUUCAUCCAAGGUACAGUGGUCUUUAUACCUCGGUGACAUUUGUUCUACGGCGGCCGUAGGGCGAGUCAAAAACGGCCGUUUUAUUCAUUUUUAUUCAAACCACCUAUAUGUAGCUGGUACACAAAAUGUUAAAACGACUGUUUUUGACCCGCCGUGCGGCCGCCGUAGAACAAAUGUGACCGAGGUAUUACUGUUGUAAGCUACUGCAAUAUCUUGCAUCUGAUUGGAUGAGAGAAAAUUGGCCUGGUAAAAUCACUUACAAAACCUUUUGUGAAACCUUCCCAUGUUAAGAAAAUGACUUUUACAUACUCAAUCCGGUUCUUGGUAUGAUCUUGCCCUGAAUUGCCUUGUCUCUGUUUUUUUGCAAAGUGGCAUGACCACUAUCCUUUUUGUGAUGCUGAUUAAAAAAAAAUAUAUAUUCUACUUCAGUCAAGCUUGCUUUACCUACCACCUGUCUGUAAAACCAAAAGGUUUGGUUUCCCGUGGUGGGUUUCCCCAUUAAAACAAGUACGGUAAUACAUGAACUUGUCCAUUAGACUUUUUGUCUCUGUUUAAUUGGAAGUCUUUAUAUACAUGUUUAAUAUAUCAGCAUUUUGCUAGCUCUGGCCUUAAAAUCAAGUAAAGCAAGUGAGAUUUGACAGGUGCAAUGUUUUGUGUAAGAUUUGCAUUAAAAUGAUAUGCACUCUACUGAACAUAUCAUGAAGUACUUGGAGAAUGUGGCUACUUUUUUAUUAACACUUGAGCGAUAUUUAUUUUUUAUUUCAGUACUGCUGGCAGUAUAACAGAUGUGUCUUUUCUUGUUGAAUUAUGUUUUCUUGUGCUCUACAUUUGGGUGACUUAUGUUGAUUUAUCUUGUUUCAUCUAAAGAUGAAGUGAAUGUAAACUAGUACCAGAAAUCUGAUUGACCUCAUUUUUUUUGGGGGGGGGGAGGGGGCAGUACUAGUUGACAGUGAAUUGGACAUCUUAAUAGUUUACUAAAAAUAAAAUUUUUGUUUUCAUUUUUGUCAUCAGUGAAGUUACACAGGCAAUUUUUUAUAAGCGUUGCUUCUAUAUACUGUAAAGUCUUCCUGACAGAAACAGAACUUAAAGACGUUCAAGGACUUGUACAGAAAUUCUUGUCUGUCUGUGAAACCUCGUUUUGCUGUUGUACAACUUUGUUCAAUGGUAAUUAUUUACAUAUCUUCCACCUCCUAAGUAUUAUUCUUUGUCCCGCCAAAAGUGUAUUAUACAAUGUCUAUUGCAGAAAAUAUGAAAGAAGAUGCUUUUUUAUCAUCUCUCAAAAAUAAUUCCAUUCUUUUUAUGAGAUUAGUAUCACUGUAAUCCAAAAUGCUGUAUUUAAAGAAAAUGGAAACAUUUUGCUAACACUGAUCAUUCUUUUAUCAUUGUUUUCACCCAUGUUAUACCCAUUUUUUUUCAAAGUAUGAAGAUGAAUAGGAAACUAAUUAUCAUUGCCAAUUUAAAGAGCAAAAGAAAAAUGUGCUCAAAGGAGGAUUAAAUAGUUCCAAUAUAUUUCCUUGUGCCGAGUGUAUCACUUUUAUCAACUAGUCAGAUAUUAGUCUGAUUUUUAUUGAAUUAUUAUAUAUUUGUAUAUUGUUCAUAUUAUUUAUUUCUAAAGUAUACAUGUAUGUUUGUAUAUCUGAAAGUAGAAUAGGAACUCAUGAAGUUACAGAGUAAAGGAGUGAUAUGAAUCAGUUAAGUCCUUUUUAGAUUUUUUUCUGGAUGAGACAUUAUUGGCAGAUCUGGCAUUAAUCUAUAGUUAGUAUUUGGUUUAUUGGAUUCCGACUAUUUCUUUUAAAAUAAAUUUUUGAAUGUAGCGUUGGAUUGUGCAUGUAAAUGACAGUGGUUUCCAUUUGCAGUAGGUUCAUUAUUGUAGAGAAAAAUCAAACAAAUACACAA